GUCGCAAGUAUUUCGUGUGUGGAUGACUCCUUCGUCUCGUUUUCGAUGGCAUAUCCAUGUUUUCUUCAACAUGUAAUACUACAACCAGUAUUACAUUCUUACGCUGCGGAAGAUUAGUCCGAGGAUGGAUCGACUGAUCAAACGAAGUCUGGAAAUCAUGGGCGCUGUGGGCGAUCACACCUACGACCAGUGCCUGUACAACUGUUCAGGUCAUGGCAUGUGUAUGGAGGGCAAGUGUUUUUGCGAGGUGCAGUUCAGUGGAGGAACCUGUGCAGACGUCAACAUGCGAUACUUCGUUAGUUUUGGCGCAGUAUUCUACUUCCUGUCAGCAGUCUCGAUAAUACAGCUGUUUAUGUGCAUGCGUGCGGACUAUAUGAAGCAGCAGAAGGCUUCAUGGACAGCUGCUGUGAGUGUCACCAGCCAGAAGCUACUCUAUGUGUUUGUGAUCUUAGCCAGCGCCAUCCGUGGCAUCUACUUCUCAACCAAAAAUACUAUACGGGUAGAGUGGGCGUCCAACCUGCUGCUGGCCUAUUAUCCCUUCCUGCUGUCAGGAGUAUCGCUAGUCAUUUGUCUGUGGGCUGAGGCGUUUCACCUGAACGACGUCAGGUUAGACCGGCCGCGCUUCCUCAGCAAGUCGCUCGUCUCGUUCUACGUGUUCAACGCGUUCGUUUACCAUGUUGUCGUCUCGUGUUCGCAGGCGUUUCACCUGAACGACGUCAGGUUAGACCGGCCGCGCUUCCUCAGCAAGUCGCUCGUCUCGUUCUACGUGUUUAACGCGUUCGUCUACCUGGUGCUGAUGCUGCGCUUCAUCGCCACGGACAUGAUCACCGACAGCGACGUGCAGGGCCUUGUUUCGUUCUGCGUGAAUGCAAUAUUUGCAUUCCUGAUGUUUGUUGCUGUGAUAUUCUUCCUUGUCUAUGGCGUGGAGACGUACUUUAGGGUACACGGAGCCUGGUCGAAUCGGGUGGACACACAGAAGUGGGUGAACACCACGCAGCUGCACAUGUCGCGUCUCGGUCUUGUUGUGCAGGCUGGCCUGCAAGUCUUCACAAUCAUGUUCCUUGUGUGGGACAUCAUGGGUGACAAGUGGAAGCAAAGGCUCAAGAUACGGGAAAGAAAUUGCUAUGAUGUCUUGUUUCGUGUUGCUGAACUGGGAGUUGCACUCUGGUUUCCAUGUUGCUUGUGGAAUUGGAGCAGUCCGGAGCAGCUUUGGAUCCUAAAUCCUAAGAAGAUCCUCAAGCAGUUGGAUCUGGAUCUGGAUCGGCAGGAAGACUCCGAGACCGAUCGUCUGCUUAAGAGGAAGUACGCGACUUACAACACAGCUCCGACCACAUCUGCUGCUGGUGAGCCGUCGUCGACGAGUAAGGAAUGCUGGAUCUGCUAUGACAUGGAGCGACGUGAUGCAGGCGAACUGAUCGAGCCGUGCGGUUGCCGUGGCGACGUCGCCGUCGUCCAUCACGACUGCCUCCGUCGUUGGCUCAUGGAGAGCCUCGCUCCCGACGACCUUCACUGCAAAGUCUGCAAGCAGAUGUACCAUGUGAAGGAAGGAGCAGUGUGGUGUUUCUGGCUGCCUGUGAUCUUCACACAGCGGCACUGGACGGAGACGGUGGCGCUACUGCUGCUGAUGGCCGGGGCGCCCGUCGGCUCUGUCGUCAUACUGCGCACCGUCGACCAGACGUUCUUACAGAUCCUCGCGAUAGGUGGCGCCGGGAUGGUCGAAUACGUAUGCAUGAGGAGGUUUGGAUUCAGUCUGAUAGCCGCAUACAAUAGGGCGCGGCUCCAGACUGUGCAAAUUCUCGGGAGGAGAGCCGUAUGGCCGGAGACGGGCGAUCAGCAAAAGUUAACGAUCGGCCACUUGUCGUCCAUUACAUCCGAAGAAGCCACCGUCGAGGUUCACAUGCAGACGCCUGACGAAUGCAUCUGAUUUGUCGUGUGUGGUCACGUGACACCUGACGAAUGCAUCUGAUUUGUCGUGUGUGGUCACGUGACACGUGAUUUCACCUGCAGACACCUGAGGAACAAUGAAUCUGAUUUGUCACUUGGUUUCACCUGACAAAUGUCUCUAAUGCAUGCUGGGUUUCAGAUCAUGUCACCUGGGACAACCACCAAUUGUGUUGUGUUAUUCGUAUCGCACGUUAUGCGCUAGUUCUGAUUCACGAAACUUGCUCGUUAAAUUGUGGAUGCAGAGCAAGCAGCUUCCAGGUGUAGGGGAACUCUGUAGUGCCUCAUCAACUCCUGAUAUAUAUGCAUACGUGCGUACGUACGUUGUAAUGGUUAGGUAGGGUAUGCGCACUUGUUACACUGGACAGUAUAUAGUGAAAAGCAGCUGCCGGUUGUGCGUUAAAUUACAUAUAUACCCGAUUUAGACCAACUCUUCAACUGUAUGGAUUUUGAAGCAAAUUGGUGGAAGAAUUUGGUUGUUGAAUGGACCUUUUUUUAAAUAUUAUUUUACAUCGUCAGUAUUAAACAGUAAGUAAAAUGGUUAUGUAUUCUGUUAGCAUACCAGCCUGUUUGCUGUAAAUUUAGUGCUCAGCCAUGUAAGCACAAAGAACCCUGGGUGUUGUUUACGUAGGGUGACUAGCUAAAAUAAUGACAAAGCUCUGACCGAACUUGACACGUUUUGUCAAAUUUUUGCUCAUGAAUUGCAGUGCAGCAGGUUAUUAAACAGACUAUCUCACACACAAAAUUGAAAAACUGCAUAAGUGUAGACAAAUUGGGUCUCACCAAUUAGUGAACUUUUUGCCGAUUACUCCGGCACAACAAUCACCACAAUUUGUGCUGUUAUCGGACAUAAAACAGCAGAUGAACAACAAACGUGCGCCCACGUACUAUCUUCAGAUUCGCGACAAUGAAAUGUUUAAACGGUCCCACAAAACAAGUGCACGUAGUUAUGUAAUGCAAAUAUUUAUAGACUGGUCGUAUGGUACCUACCUAUCUUGAAAUAUAUAUAAAGGUAACUACCCUAGUAGUGUAGAGACAGCGUUCUGGUCUCGCUAGAGCAAAAAUCACGCGCAAGGUUUGUUGACAUAAUAUGUAAACGAUCUAAUUUGAAAUGCAGAUCGGUGCACAUAUUGGUGAAAAGAAUGUUGUCCGAGUGUUCUAUGACAUGUUAGCUAUUUUGGUGUAUGUAUAUUUGGUGUUAUACAACGAGUAUCGGUAAGUAUCAGUACGGUUGAGAAAAUAUGGAAACUGUUGGUGACAACAUGAGCAAUCCUAGCUUUAAGAUCUGAAUAAUUCAAUGCAUAUAAUAUACACUCGCUUAUUAAAAUGGUAUAAUUUAUUACCAGCUGCAAGGCAUCACUGUGUUCGUAGUUAGAUGCACGUAAGCAGCUAAACAAGAAACUCUUAAUUCUGCACAUUUUCUGUUCACAUCUAAUUCAUUUGUAUGCAUGAACAGUGAGUGAGUGACGAUACAGUUUGUUACUUACAUUCUAACCUAUACAUUAUUACAGAUAGUAACAUCUCUUCUCCAGAUUUUACAUCAAUUUCUAUCAAUUUUGCUACUUUCAAUAUUACCUAUCUGUAUCUAACAUAUUCUUGCGUUAACAACUAUACAAAUAUAUAUUAAAAUAUUGUUGAAUAAAAAAUGGAUCGUAUGGUCAUAA
Priapulus caudatus is the source of this 3605-nucleotide messenger RNA. RefSeq lists its product as uncharacterized. NCBI's taxonomy places the organism in Eukaryota, Metazoa, Priapulida, Priapulimorpha, Priapulimorphida, Priapulidae. The record is from RefSeq and is a predicted model, not a curated record. The transcript is spliced from 14 exons. The coding region runs from base 125 to 1924 and encodes 599 amino acids. Gene Ontology annotation, molecular function: zinc ion binding.